Pseudopipra pipra is the source of this 4781-nucleotide messenger RNA. RefSeq names its product receptor accessory protein 1 (gene REEP1). Lineage: Eukaryota; Metazoa; Chordata; Aves; Passeriformes; Pipridae. Gene Ontology annotation, cellular component: endoplasmic reticulum membrane; cytoplasmic microtubule. The record is from RefSeq and is a predicted model, not a curated record. The transcript is spliced from 10 exons. Gene Ontology annotation, molecular function: microtubule binding; olfactory receptor binding. The coding region runs from base 141 to 1031 and encodes 296 amino acids.
CAGUGAGGCUGCGCUGAGGCUGCGGGGCCGGAUGGCCGAGCCGCCCGCCCCGCGCACUCGGGCGGCGGCCGGCGGCGGGCGAGCACACCGGGCGAGCCCUCCCAGCCGGGAGAGCCAGCCCCGCGGCACCCGGCAGCGCCAUGGUCUCAUGGAUCAUCUCCAGGCUAGUGGUGCUUAUAUUUGGCACACUUUACCCUGCAUAUUAUUCUUACAAAGCCGUGAAAUCAAAGGACAUCAAAGAAUAUGUCAAAUGGAUGAUGUACUGGAUCAUAUUCGCGCUCUUCACUACAGCAGAGACCUUCACGGAUAUCUUUCUUUGCUGGUUUCCAUUCUACUAUGAACUUAAAAUAGCUUUUGUAGCUUGGCUGCUCUCUCCGUACACAAAAGGCUCCAGCCUCCUCUACAGGAAAUUUGUCCAUCCAACGCUGUCUUCAAAAGAAAAGGAGAUCGAUGACUGCCUCAUCCAGGCAAAGGACCGGAGCUAUGAUGCUCUUGUGCACUUCGGGAAGCGGGGGCUGAACGUCGCGGCCACGGCAGCCGUCAUGGCAGCUUCAAAGGUAAAGGUCUCUCAGCUACUUCAUUUACCCUUCUAUUUGGACCAGAAAAAAGGGCAGGGACAGGGAGCCCUGUCUGAGAGACUACGGAGCUUUAGCAUGCAGGAUCUGUCGACGAUCCGCGGAGACAGCAGCAGCACUGUUCCUGCCUCGGUCACCGUACGAACAAGUAGCAAACAGAGCCUCCCAAAACCAUCCAGAAGUGCAUCAGAAGGCACUGGCAGCUCAGUGUGCACGUGUUGCUCGGUGUGCCGACUCCUCAGAGGUGAAAUAGGUGUGGACAAUAGGUAUGAGAAGCCGCCUGAGACAAACUGUGAAACAAAAGGCUCAGUGUUCUCAGAUGAUGAAGAGAACGAUUUUGCAUCCAUGAACAAAAGGCCCAAAAAGAAGGAUCAACCCCUUGAGGCACCGCCUAGGACCCUUAGACCUCGCUUCAGGAAGAAAAGUACCUCAUCCUCUGCCACUGAAACAAUGUGAGUGCAAUGAACCAAUAGCACCAAGAUCCACAGAAUGUCUCUCUUCUGCCUUAAAGAGCUACUCGUUAAUAAUGUAGGAAACAGCAGUGGGAUGGAUGUGCUUUGAUGUCCAGCGUUGUAGACAUGGCCUUUCUCUAUCCCCUCUCCAUAUCCCUCUGUGCCACGCUGCUCCUGUUGGUCCGUGACGUGGGUAGGACAGUCUGGCACACACCUGCAGGUGAGGGGUCCUGGUUUGGUUUGCAGAGUGUGCCCCCACCCAUGCUGUACCUUCGUGAUUUCAUUUGUGUCUGCAUAGCUCUUGCUCUGUGAAUGCACAGCAGAAACAACAAUAAUCAGUUACUCACGAUGAUACAUUGACAGUGUAUUUAUUUAUGGCUUUAUCAUUGAUGAAGUGGAUUUGCAGAACCUGUGGAUUUCUCUUUCCUCCCUUCCUCCUCAAGACUGUGAACGAUAUAACAAAUGUCAAAGUACUUUGACUGUACAAAAUGUCCAAGAUUCGUUAGCGAAAGCUGAGCUGCAACUGCGAUUCUGUUUCUGCAAGUAAAUCACGUGUUCUGAGAAAAUCAUUGUGCUAAACCCAUAGAGACAGAACCACUUACAGAGGAUGAGGAAGAGACGUGCAAGAGAAAAUAAAUAGUUUCAACGAUGUAAUGAAGGAGGAGUCUUAAUUUUGAUCAGCCUGAGCCAGGAGAGUAUUUUGUGGAAAACAAUGGCGGGUAGAAGAACUAGAUCCCACUGCUUGUGGCCAAUGUUCUACUGCCAGUUUUAAAGUGUGAGCAAGCCAGGCAUGUGCCAGCUGCAGCCACAGAAGUUAGAAUUGCUUCAGUGAUGCAUUUCCAGGGGAAAACAAACCUUUCUCCCCUGCUGCAACAGUGCCAUUCCCAGCACUCUGCUCUCCUGGUGAGGGGCUGCUGUUCUGCUUGCACGAGCAGAGGAGGGCGCUGGGUCUGAGCUGGUUUUUAAAGCCUGGAGUUUCUCCUGUAGCAUGGAGUUUGGUUAGAACCACGAGAACCAGAUGGAGUGGUGUAUUUGUAUCCAUAUAUAAAUGAGACAUAUAAAAGGAAGAGGAAGACGUGGUAGGGUUUGUGUAUUUGUGCUUCAAGUUGGUGUCUCUUGUGAGUGUUAAGCAUGUGAGAUUCACACAUAAUUUAAUUACGUGGCCCUUUGUGUUUGCUCUUGAACCUAUCACAUAGACUAGAAAAACAUUUAGCAUUAUGUUAGGACGUGCCAUCACCAGUGGAUCAGCACACGGGCUCCGUGGUGAACACUGCUCAUGUAGGUCAGGUGUUGCAGCCCAGGAUGGAGUGUGUCAGGCUCAGAGAGAACUCUGAAGUGGCCUUUGAAACCUUUCUUGUCCAAUGGGUCCCUGAGGUCUCCCCCACAGCUUCCUACACAUGUGGGGAAGAAAGGAAGAAACUAAUUACGUGCACACACAAAUGUGUAUCUGACCUGGCUGGGAAAUGGAAAAAGCAAGCAGGUAUUUCCUGUGUCUGCCACAGUAUUUGGCCUCAUUACCUGAGAAUUUUGUUUCCUUUACAUGUGCUGAUUCAGUCAUAUUUUGCAAUGUGCAAGAAGGAAAAAUUCUUCAAAAAGUAAACCAACAAAGCUGUCUAAAUAGCAGUUACAGAAGAGUCAAUCCUUGGAAGAUACUCAGCAAAAGCUUUGAGGAGCUAAGCUUGUGUAUUUUGUUUUUAAGCAGCUUUAGAGUUUAUUUGAUUUCUUUCGGCAAACAUUAAAAAUAAAUAGAAAAACUGCCUGCACUGUUAGCAGAAAAUAAAAUCCUGUUGCAAGCAAGCCAUGUUUCCCUGCUAUGCAAUGGGCUGCUGUAAGAUAAAAAAAGAAGCUGACAAGUUUGCACUCAAUUAUGCCAAAUAACCCCAACAACAUAGAGCUGCAAAACAUCUGACAAGUUCUAAUCUCAGACACACUGUAUUAACAUUGAUUCUCACUAAAAGUAUUAAAUGUGCGUCUAAUCUGCUGUUUUACUGUAAACUUGACUGUUUAGCAUUUCUUAAGUGCUGAGGUGAAAUGUUGACAAGGGAGUUGCCUUAUAUCUCUCAAAACAUUCACUGUAUAAAUGAGAAAAAUAAACCUUUUCAUAUCUCUGGCAAAAAUGUAUCAGUUUAUCAGCGGAGCUGUAUAUUUGUGUAUAGACAGACAGACAUGUCAAUGCCUGACCACGUGCACUUGUGCUCUGGUGUUCUGUACAGACGAGAACGGCCACUUGCUUUUGAUUCCUCACCUUCCUCACACAGGUUGUUUACAGGUCUUUCCCCAAGUCUGUCGUUUCACCCGUUGGCUACGAGAAUAAACAACACCAGUGAAGUCUUUUGUUCCAGUUUUUCUCUGGAUCCUCUGCCAAGGAACAAGCCCAAUUCCGGCGAGUCGCCUUCCUGCGCUGCUGCUGACCCCUCCUGGCACACCCGGGUGUGCAGGACCUGGCAAGGAGAGGACGCAGGGAUGGAUGGAUGGAUGGAUGGAUGGAAGGGGGCAGCAGUUCUUAGCUCCCUCCCAGCUCCAGCUCUGAGGGUGCAGGCCAGCUGACAACUUCCAGAUCUCUCCUCCUAAAAUCAAGCAAUCUUUCAUCAGGUGGUUUAAAAUAGCAACAGAUCUGGGUUAGGUAAAACCAGCCUGGUUUUGGGACCUUUCAGGCAGCUGGGCCCUACCAUCAGUCCUGUAGGGCAGGCAGGCACCUCCUGAUGUCUCAGGGAGGGCCGAGAGAGUGGAACCCUGAAGGGAAGAGGCCAGCCCAUGGAAACAGCCUUUGCCCAGCUCAAGGCUCCAGUGAAAUGCGCAUUAUUUUGAGCACGUAAAAUUGAGGCUGAGGGGAAGGAAAGUGCAGCUGAAGAUGGUCUGUGGUAAACAGGCCUGUGAAUUACCUCACCAAUUUACCAUAAAUCCACUUAGUUAUGAAGAGAAUAAGCUCAGAGCAGCCCAGUGCAGCCCUCAGUGCCUCCUCUCCUGCCACAGGGGCCAGUGUCAGCGCAGCUCCAGCGGUUGCCAGCUGCUGAAUUGGGAUCACAUCUAACACGAGGCACACUUCUCGUGUGUUCCUGUCACCCUGGAAUGAAUCCCACACUAACCUAAAUUCUAGAAGUGCAAACCCAGCACAGAAGGAAUCAGGUAAUUUAUUCCUGCCAGGAGGGGAAAAAGCUGCUUGGAGAGAGAUGAUGCUCCUCCUGUAAACAACCUGCUGCCCCUGGCUGCUCUCUGACGCGUCCCCAUGUCGUGAUGAACCCUCGUGACCGAAUGCUCGUUACCCACAGUCUCCUUUUUGCUGUUAGUUUCGGGUCCCCUUUUUGCAUCCAGCACCGUAUUUGAACUAGCAGAGAACACUACGUUGGGAUUUGCGUUUAGACAAACUAUUUAAGGCUCAUUAAUUGUGCACUUGGUGUGAUUUUCUUUCCUGUGAUGGGUAGAAAAGGUCUGUGAUGCAGUGGUACACACUUGAUGCCUCACAAGGACAACAGUAUUCCAAAGGUUGAUGUUUUGCUGGUUUUGUUAUACUGCUUGAUAUACAUCUUGAAUAAAGUCUUAAUCUUUUCUUUAUUAAAAAAAAAACAAAAACAAAACAUCUUUAGUCUGUUCAAUGUAUCUGGCAGGCCAGAAUAAUUCCUCUGAUCGCUGUAUUAUUUUUAUCUCGAUUCUGGCUGACUGUAUAUAGAUGUAUUCACUAAGUGCUGCAUGUCCUCCAGAACUUUCUGUAUUAUGAACUGGAAAAAGAACAAAAUACAGCUACUGAACACUCUGA